AUGGAAAAGGCUGUAAAACAAAGAACUAAAAAAGAUAAAGCUAAAAACAAAGAUGUUAUUGAGGAGUUAGGACCUGCACCAUUACCAAUACGUGGUAGACAAGAUUAUUAUAUAAAACCACAUGUUUUGAACGAAGAAAAUACUAAUGAGACAUGUAAGGAAACAGAAAUUAGAAAAGACUCUACAACUGUAAUUGCAUCUGCACCCGCAAUAGAUGAAGAUGAAACUGAUGUUAUAAAAUCACCUGAUAAAGUGAACGACCGAUAUCAGCCAAAAUACAAUAUUAGUAACGUUGAUAAUGUCAUAUCAAAUUCUCAACUUUACCCUCAAUUAAGUAAAGAGAUUUGUAAUAAUAAACCGUUUGAGGAUAUUAAACAUUUAAAAGAGGACAAUUCUUGGUAUGCUGAGGAAUCUUCACCAUAUCGUUCUUUGGUGCAUGAGGAAAAUUUUAUUAAGGAAAAAAUGGUUGAAAAAGACGCAAUUCAUUAUGAAAUUAAUAAUUUAUUGAUGGCAUAUAAGGAUUUAGAAGUCUUAAGAAAUCGCUACAAUUUACAUGGCAUCGAUGAAGCACUUCAUUUAAAUCAACAUAUCGUACAAAUAAUGCAAGAUGAUUUGUUUCCUAGAAGUAUUUUUAUUCAAGGUCUUUUGGAAAAAUUUCGCCAAUAUAGUAUAGAUAACAUUAAUGCAAUUGUUGAUAAUCAAAUGAAUGUUAUAAAUUUACAAAAUUCUGAAAAGGAUGUAUGGAAAGAGGAGAUAAUUAAUCAAGAUGUUACGGGGAUAUGUGGACAUGGUAGUAAAUGUAAUGGUAUUGUUACAAUAUCCAAUUUUGUAUUUCAACAAGAAGCUUAUAAUAAAUUCUGUAACGUGACAAACGAUACAUUUAAUCAUGAAUUUAAUAAAUUGUAUCCACUAGAAAUUGGUAUUCAAAGUUUGGUAACUCAAAUAGAAUGGUGCUUACAUCGUAUUAUGAUAGAUUUUGAUGCUGAAAUAAGAACACAAUCAAAUAUACUAUCAAUAACUAAUAACACAAAUAAUAAAGUAGAUAAAAGUAUAAGAAAGGAGAUUCGUAAAAUACUAGCAUGCCUUUUCUUACAACUUCGAAAACCGGUAGUGAGUAAAGACUAUUCAAAUUAUAUAACUAAAUGGAUAAAAAUGACUGUCGCAAUAUUAAGCAAAUGUAUAGAUGUUUCAGAUCAAAUCGCAAUUAUUACUCAUCUCUUACGGUUACCCGGUGAAUUGUAUGAAGGUGCUACUGAUCUUAUAGUUCCGUGUUUAACAAAUUGUUCAUUUGAUCAGUCAAUUACAUAUUUUGGACUACUUAUAUCAACGUUAAUGAAACAAGUAUAUAAUAGAGAGGAGUUUUUAUCGGAAAUUGGUAUUACAUCUGUGGAUGAGGAUGAUUUUUUAGUUAUAAAUGAGGAUUCAAAUAUUGAGAAUCCAGUAAAGUUACAACAAUCAGUUCUUAUAAGUAUUUUUGAUAAAUUUAAAAUAGACGAUUUAAUUGGUGGACAUCAAAAAUUAUUUAUUACAAAAUAUGUAACUUUAUUGGGUGAAGGGUUAGAUAAUUAUUCGGGGAGAUAUGAUUAUAAAGAUUUUAUGAUAAGGAUAGCUCAUAUGCAAAAAGAAAUAAUAUAUUGGUUAUAUAGUUUGUAUGGUGCAUCACAAAGACAAGAAAAUUCUGAGUAUUGUAAUUUAAUUAAAGCUGAUUUAUCUAAGUUGAUGGUAUAUUUUUUUUAUAAAAUAGCAAAUACUGAUUGUCCAAUAAUAGGACAAGUAUUAGUUGGAUUACCUUUAGAUGGAAUGUUUAUUGUUGAUAUUUAUAAACUUAAUUUUAUACUUACAACAGAUAUGGAUAAAUUAAAAUUUAAUAAUCUUUUUGAUGGAAAAUUUAUUGAUUGUAUGAUUGAGAAAAGGAGGAAAAAAAAGUGGGGUGAUUUAUUUUGUGAAAUGAAUAAAGAAAUAACAGUUAAUGAUGCAUGUUAUUUUAAUGCUCUUGCUGAAGUUGUUAGUAAUUUGGAUUUUGUUGACAUUAGUUUUGUUGAACAAAUUUUAGAAUCAUGUAUGAUUGAUAGUUUGAGUAGAGAAUUAUUUUCAAAGACAGGAUCAGAAAUGAUAUCUUCAAUGUUAAUGAAUAAACCAGAAUGUUUUAAAAGGAUACUUGAUUUUAUUGGUAGAAGGCAUGCAGACUUGAAUUCAUAUGCUUUAGAUAUUUUUAAAUGUUCAAAUUUAUCUGGUGUUAUUCCAAGUAUUGAAAUAGUCAAUCAACUUGGUAAAUGGUUGAUAUUAUUUGAUAUAUCCCAUCCUGUUGCUAGAGUUUCUAUCUCUGUUUUAAAAUCAGUUAAUUGGAGAAAUUGUUAUAAGAAUGAAGAAUUUGAAUUGUAUGACUGUGUUGGUAAACUUUUAGGACAGUUGCAGCUUACUAAAUGUGCUUCAAUAAAUAAAAAAAUUGCUAAGGGUUCAUUAAACAUUACUAAACAGGUAGAAAAUAAUAUAUAUUUAGAGUUUAAUAAUUUUUUAUGGGAUAUUUGUUUACGACUUCCACAAUUACACAUUUCAUUUCCUUAUAAUGAUUCAGAUGAUGUCAUUAAUUCUCCCAUUAGUCAAUUUUUACAUAUAAUGAGAAAUUGUAUGGAUACAAUAGAAAAUUUUAAAACAUAUGGUUAUUUUUAUUUAGAGGAAUUACAUAAACAAGGAUGUUAUCAGGCUGUAGCUAUAGUCAUUGGAAGAUUAUUAUAUCAGUUUAAUGUACAAAUUAUUAUAAAUUUUAAUAACAAAGAAUUUUUAGGAAUGUUUGAAGCAAUGUUAACAUCAAAUGAUACCUAUCUUGCAUUUUCAAUGAUUGGAUUUGGUGCCAAGUUUCCAACAAAUAUAGUUCAUUUUUUUAGAAAUAUUAUUCUAUUAUAUUUGCACUUGCUUGUUACAAAAAAUUCAACUAAAAAAGAGAUAUAUAAUUAUAUGAUAUCAGUUUUAAAGUUGUUAUCUCUUAGAACACAAAUUGAUUUUUAUAAUACAAUGGAAUUCACAUAUAUCUUUGAUUGUUUUGUUCGUUAUUAUAUUACAUUUGGUUUAAAUGAUUUUUCUUUUGAUGAGGAGUUUGAAAAAGAACUUUUUAAUAUUUAUAUGGAUAAAACGUUUGAAAAUAAAAAAAAAAUUGAAGGAUCGAUGUUUGGAUUCAUGAAAUCAUAUGAAAUGCCGUUAUUUUAUACAAAAACACCUAAUUGUGAUGUUUCAGAAUAUAUUUUAUUGUCAAUUUAUUCAAGACGUACACGUGAAUGGCAGGAUAUGUUUUUUGAAUAUAUAGCAAAAGGUAAAUCACCAGAAGCAUCAAUAGUAAAAGUUAAAAAUAGACUUAAACUAGAUAUAAAUUUACAUCAUUUACCAAUUGUGCAAUGGCUUCAAAUGGCUAUUGAUAAAUGUGAUGAUUGUCUAAUUUAUCCAUGGAUAUUACAAACACUUUUGUAUCAAAUUUUUGAAUAUAGAUGUUGUAUUACCAAAGGUCAUAAAAAAUAUUUACAACUUAUUGAUAUAUGGAAAUCAAAUAACAAUGGAAAUUCUAUUAUGACAAACAUAGACUUAACAGAAUAUAUUGAGGAAUCUUCACGAACUUUUGAUUAUUCAUUAAAACGUUUUGAAUUAGAUUGUUAUAAUAGACGUGAUAAAAUGCACCAUCAACCAAAAUGGUUAAAAUAUAAAAAUAAUUGGAUUGGAUUGUUUGAACAAUAUAAUAAUUUUGAUACAUCGCAUUCGUUAAUGGAUUUUUCUGUUUUACAAUUUAGCACACAACUACCAGUAUAUUCAUUUUAUGGUAGUGGAAAGCAAGAAAAUUAUGUCAUAGCAAAUAAUUCAAAUUUCAAUGAAUCAUUUAUUAUUUUAAAAAAAUACAUAAAUGAAUAUUUUAAUAGUAAAGAAAAAUUGGAAGAAAUAUUGACAAAAUAUAAAAAUAAUGUUUUAAAAAGAAUGCAACAAACAAAUCAACUUAUUCAUGGAACAUUAUAUUGUAAAAAACAACCAUUUAAAAAAUGUGAUCGUCCUGUUAAUAUUUCUGUAAAUUUUAAUGUAUAUAAAGAAGUACCUGAUAUACUUAAUCAAAUUAAUCAAUUAAGAAAUCAAAAAACAAGUGAUAUAUAUCGUAUGAAGAUAAAACUUUUCAAAGAUAUUGCUUCAAAACAUGCACAAUUAAAUGAUUUUAUUCUUCAUCUUUAUCAAACAAUAAAUAAGUUUAAUAAAAAUAAUUAUGAUGAUGCCUUAUGUGAUAAUUUACGUUACAUAGGACAAAAUAUUUUUGAACGUAUUAUGUGUGAUACAUUAGCAGAAGAGAUGUUAUUUGAACCAUAUAAUGAAUUUAUUGCAGAUGCAAUAAAAUAUUCAGCAGAAAUUGUUUGUACUGAUGAUAGAGGUAAACAAAGAUUUCAAGAACAACUUUUAUUUUUUAUAUUUGGUGGAUCUGGAUUACUUAAUCAUAUAUUACAUAAAAUUUUUCAACCAGGAAUGUUUAAUAAACAAAGUAUAACUACUACAUAUCAAACGAUAUGUGAAAAAUUAAAUACAUUUGGUAAAACUUAUGAUGCUAGGCAGUGUUUAAUAAGAUUUACGGAUAUUUUAUCACAUGAAUCUGAAGAAACAUUAUAUAAUCUUAUUCCAGUAAUUAUAAAAUUUGCUAGAAAAUGUAAAAAUUUUACAGAAGGAACAGAGGAACAUAAUCUUUUAUUGAUGUUUUCUGAUCAUCUUAGUAUAAUAGUUAGAAGAACACUUCCAGGAUCAAUAUCAGUCAUAAUUAAAGAUUUAGUAAAUUCAUGUGAUGAAAUAAUUUUUCCUGAUACAUUAGGUACUGCAUUAUAUGAAAAAUUAAAUAUACCUUUGGUAUUAAACAAUAGAGAUGUUAGUACAAUUGAUAUGUCAAUAAUAAAUGAAUUAACAGCUUUGGAUUUAUUAAGAUAUAUUAAAAAUACAUGUGAAAAUAAAAGAUCAUAUCAUAAACAAAAAUUAUUUUCUGUUUUAGGAAAAAAUGUUUGUAUGAUUAGUGAUAUGAUAAGAUUUUUAUUAAUUAUCAUGGGUCAUCAUUAUAUUAGAAAUCCUUUUAAUAUUUCUACUGUUGAUGAAAAGAUGCUUAUUUUAUUACAUGAAACAUGGGAUUUUUUGUUAUUUCCAACAACAUUUAGUGAUAAAGAUAUACUUUCUUGGGAAGUUAAUGACCAACAAUUUGGAAAUUUUGUAUAG
Molecule: messenger RNA, 5217 nt
Organism: Strongyloides ratti
Lineage: Eukaryota; Metazoa; Nematoda; Chromadorea; Rhabditida; Strongyloididae
Product: Ectopic P granules protein 5 homolog
Exons: 7
Coding region: 1-5217 (1738 amino acids)
Biological process (GO): autophagosome maturation
Cellular component (GO): cytoplasm
Source: RefSeq, a predicted model, not a curated record